GCUCCUCUCCCAGUGGAAGACUGUACAAAAGGGCCACUGCGACUACGCGGUAAAAUCCAUACAUAACAAAUUUAACAAAACAUACUUGAUGUAAUAAAAUAAAAAUCUCGGUAAAAAUUUAGAUUGUCCACUUGAGCUCCUAAACAAAGAAAAAACAGAUGAGAUUGGCAAUCCGGAAGUCUGUUUACCAUGUCACACCAUCAUACUUGUGAUCCUCAACUGUCAGAAAUACAUCCUUUUUAUAUGUGACUCAACUGACAUAUAUCCACUAUGUGACAAGAAAAGACAUACCAAUACCAAUGACACUAAAAGAUGCACAAUAAACAGAGAAACAUGAGCGUGGUUAAGGGUUACCAACUGACAAACACGGUCACCCACCUGUCCCAGAGGAAGACUGUACAAAGGGGCAGAGGUGGGGCCGGAAUAAACAUUAAGUGGGAACCACAGAAUAAGAAACAUUACAGAGGAGGAGCACCAAGCUAAUACACAGUUUACACAGGAUAGUGAUGCAUUUUCUUGUCAAAUUUUGUGUGAUUAUACAGACACUUCUUUCAGUACACAGAUUGACCGGGUUACAUUCACCCCUCCAGAAUUACAAAAAAAUCAAAAACCUCAGUAAAAAACUGUCCAAACAAGCACACAAAUAAGCCAACCACCCAGGCAGAAGUGGAAGAUGUGUGAUAAGGUCUGAGUUGACUGGAGACUGAUGGAUCCAUGGUGGGGAUCAGCAAGGAAGUCACUUGUUGCAGCUCCAGUGUCCACAGCUGACACUUGAGGCUCAUGAACAGAAGAGUUCAUGUUAAUAUUUAUUGUUUGUUUGUUACAAGGACCUGAAGAGGAGAGUACAGAGGACCCAGGUCUCCGGAUGAUUUAAAGAGAUUCUGCAAAGCGGAAUGGCUUAAGAUCCCUCUUUUCCCAUCUUGUGAAACAUUAUUGGAAAAGAUUAGGUGCUGUUUUGUUGGCAAAAGGGGGUUGUACAAAGUAUUAACACCAGGGGUGCUAAUAAUUGUGACACGCAUGAUUUGACGUCAAAUAAUUAUUUCUUUAUGUGGGAUUUUUUUUCCCCACUGAAUAAAUGCACUUGUAUUGAAGGUUGGAUUUUUCUCUUCUUUCCAUUAAGGUCCCAUAUUUUUUAGAAAAAAAAUAUUAGAAGCUACUCUGAACGAGGUUACUGACUGCAAAGUAGAGGUAGGGGAGAGUGUAGCUCGACAAAACAGGAUGGUGGUGUGUAGGACGACUCUGUUGGUGGGUAGGAAGAUUAAGAAGACAAAGGUAGAGCAGAGAACUAGGUGGUGGAAGGUGACAAAGGAAGAAUGCUGUCCGGCCUUCUGGAAAGAGGUGAGACAGGCUCUCAAUGGACAGGAGGAGCUCCCAGAAGACUGGACUACUGCAGCCAAGGUGAUCAGAGAGACAGGCAGGAGAGUACUUGGUGUGUCCUCUGGUAGGAAAGGGGAAAAUGAGACCUGGUGGUGGAACCCCAAAAUACAGGAAGCCAUACAUGGAAAGAGAUUAGGGAAGAAGAAGUGGGAUAGUGAGAGGACUGAGGAGAGGUGAAAUGAAUACAUGGAGAUGUGACGUAGGGAAAAGGUACAGGUGCGAACGCUAAACAAGAGGCAUAUGACGACAUGUACACCAGGUUGGACACGAAAGAAGGAGAAAAGGAUCUCUACAGGUUGGCCAGACAGCGAGAUUGAGAUGGGAAGGAUGUGCAGCAGGUAAGCGUAAUUAAGGAUAGAGAUGGAAAUGUGUUGACUGGUGCGAGUAGUGUGCUGAAUAGAUGGAUAGAAUACUUUGAGAAGUUGAUGAAGAAAAUGAGAAAGAAGGAAGAGUAGAAGAGGCAAGUGUGAAGGACCAGGAAGUGGCAAUGAUUAGCUGGGGGGAAGUUCGAAACGCACUACAAAUGAUGAAAAAUGGAAAGGCAGUUGGUCCUGAUUACACACCGGUGGAGGUAUGGAAGCAAUUUGGUGAGGUGGCUGUGGAGUUUUUGACCAACUUAUUCAACAGAAUAUUAGCGGGUGAGAAGAGGCCUGAAGAAUAGAGGAAAAGUAUGCUCGUUCCCAUUUUUUUAGAACAAAGGGGACUUGCAGAGCUGUGGCAACGAUAGAGGAAUAAAGUUGAUGAGCCACACAAUGAAGUUAUGGGAAAUAGUAGUGGAGGCUAGACUCAGGACAGAAGUAAGUAUCUGCGAGCAACAGUAUGGUUUCAUGCCGAGAAAGAGUACCACAGAUGCAUUAUUUGCCUCAAAGAUGCUCGUGAAAAAGUACAAAGAAGGUCAGAAGGAGCUACAUUCUGUCUUUGUGGCUCGAGAGAAAGCCCAUGACAGAGUACCAAGGGAGGAACUGUGGUACUGCAUGCGGAAGUCUGGUGUGCCAGAGAAUUAUGUUAAAAUAGUACAGGACAUGUAUGAGGGUAGGGAAGGUAAGGUCUUCUUGUGCUUGUAAACCGACCGGAAUUCUUUCACAGCCUUUCACACAUUGGUAUACGUACAUAAAAGGCUGUAAAAUGCUGUGAAUGUUACUGUGAAUGUUGUAAUACAAUGAUGAGUCAUGUUCAAAUUUAUGUGUAAUUAUAUAGUUUGUAUUUCUUUGUAAUACAUAUAAUAUGUGUGCAUAUUGAAAAGUGUUGUGCACACACAACAUCCCACAUCAGUCCCAUCCCAUACGUUUUAUGAACAUCAGUUCCCACCCCCACUCCCCGCUCUAUAACUACAUCAUCUGAAAGACCAUCCUGUGUUUUUAUAAUUAGAACUUAGACGAAAAAAAAACCCAUCAAAACAGAGCUCGAGUCUGAAGAGGGCAACUAUUUCAUGGUGGAGGGUAGUUUAUGGAAACGUAUUGACCUGUGGUGUGUGAUGUUGAAUGGGCGCAACACUGCCACCGAGCGUCGUGCUGUGAAAUCAACAAUUUGGUUUGCUUUUCAGUUCCGCGUACCGUCUUUGUUUUAGCUUGUUCUUUUGAGAAACCCUGUGAGUCGUUACUCGCCCUGUCCUGCUGCAACUGUUUUCAUCGACUGUGGUGGAGCUGCCCGCUGGCACGGCUUGGGUCGUACCAAAGCUCCCUGCGCGGUUUCCGGUGUUCAUUCGUCUGCAGGAGGAUGGCGUCUGCUCUCACCGCAUCCCGUCUCCUGCCGGUCCUCCGACUCCCAUUCACGGUCGAAUGUUGUCGGCUUAGCUCCAGAUACAGGAGUGAAAAACAUCAUUAAGCAACAAGGGUGUUCAUAUGCAUCUCUAAGAACGUGUGUAACCUUCAGAGAACUCACCACACUGGUUACCAUUUCAUAAACUACAUCAAUCUGCUCUGUGUGGCAUUAAAAAAAAACUCAUCUCCUGAGCUCUAUUUCCUAAAGUGGAAGAAUGACAGAGGCGUGGCAGCAGCAGCACACAGUGGCUCCACCUUCUGUAGUGCACACACUUCCCCAGACGACGGACGGUCUGGCUUGCACUGUAUACGGUGUGGUCCUGCAACCAGAUUCCUCCCUGCAGCAGCAGCAGCAGCAGCUGGGCCAGCAGCAUGUUGUGCAAACUCAGCAGGCCUCCAUACAGCUAGGGGCUGAAAGAGUGCACAAGUGUGGCGCCUGUGGACAUGACAUAUCUCACCUGGCCAAUCCCCAUGAACACCAGUGCAUGGUGACCCAAGACAGGUCUUUCCAGUGCACACAGUGCAUGAAAAUCUUCAGCCAAGCCACAGACCUCUUGGAGCAUCAGUGUGUGCAGGUGGAGCAGAAGCCUUUUGUGUGUGGUGUUUGUAAGAUGGGUUUCUCAUUGCUGACAUCCUUGGCCCAGCAUCAUAAUUCCCAUGGCAAUGGAAACAACCCAAUGAAGUGUUCAAUUUGUGAGAAAACAUACCGUCCCGGAUCCGGAAAUGUCACUCCUACCUCAUCUGCGGCCAAUCCUCAGCAGCCUUCCACCGGAGAGACAUCUGGUGGCGGCGCGGCGAUGAGUGCCUCAUCCCCACCUGCUUUUGAGGCCUCUGCACCAGAUAGGCCGUACAAGUGCUCAGUGUGCCAUAAGUCAUUCCGGCAUUUGUCCGAGCUAACCCGCCACGAAAGGGUACACACAGGUGAGAAGCCGUACAAAUGUGAUACAUGCGAUAAAAGCUUCAGCCAAUCUUCCCACUUGGCUCAUCACCAGCGCACACACAGCUCUGAACGUCCGUAUAAAUGUGCUGUGUGUGAGAAGAGCUUUAAGCAUCGUUCUCACCUUGUGCGCCACAUGUACGCCCAUUCUGGUGAGCACCUAUUCAAGUGCAACUUGUGUGAAAUGCACUUUAAAGAGUCAUCAGAGCUUCUGCACCAUCAAUGCCAGCCAGAAGGAGAAAGGCCUUUUCGAUGUGGCUCGUGCGGCAAGAGCUUCAAACGGCCGUCGGACCUGCGGCAGCACGAACGCACUCAUUCUGAGGAUCGUCCGUUCCAAUGUGAGGAGUGCCAGAUGAGCUUCAAGCAGCAAUAUGCUCUCGUACGCCACCGUCGCACUCAUAAAAAUCCGGCUGACCGCCCUUUCAAGUGUAAUCUCUGUGAUAAAGGUUUUCUUCAGCCGUCACACCUGCUUUACCAUCAGCAGGUGCAUGGUAUGGAAAGCUUGUUCAAAUGUGCAUCUUGCCAGAAGUCUUUUAGCCAAUCUGGAGAACUGCUAAGGCACAAAUGUGGAGGUGAAGUAGAGAAGCCGUACAAAUGUGAUGUGUGUGGCAAAGGUUACAAAAAGAACUCCACACUGCAGCGCCACCAAAACACUCACUGCACAGAGAAGCCACUGAAAUGCUCUCUGUGUGACAAGCGCUUUGUGUCAUCCUCAGAGUUUGUCCAGCACCGCUGUGACCCGACCCGCGAGAAACCGCUGAAAUGUCCCGAUUGUGAGAAACGCUUCAGGUACUCGUCCGAGCUGCAGCGCCAUCGCCGGGUCCACACUGGGGAGAAACCUUUCAAGUGCGCUAGCUGCGACAAGAGUUUCAAACAACGCGAGCACCUGGCCAAGCAUCAAAGCGUUCACUCGCGAGAAACACAGUUUAAAUGCGUGUGGUGUGGUGAGCGUUUUGUCGAACUGGCUGCUCUGCAGGAACACACGGUCCAGCACACUGCUGAAGGAGAGAGUUUCCCGGAAGCGCCCUGUAUCCCGUAACCCGCUGUCAUCCUGCAAGCUUUUGGUCAGCGAACAGCAAUGUGUUUCAUCCAAAUCACUCACCUUUCUUGCUUCAAACACCCACUCAUUAAACAAGGUCCCUGCUUUCUACUAAAGUGUACAUUUACUCAGUUAUCUUUCCUUGAGUAAAAGGUGAAACUCAGGAUCAGGAAUCCUUUAGUCAACCUGUGGGGAGUAUUUUUUCUUUUCUAAUGUUGCAUGUGAUGUGAUUGCAUCCAUUUUUUUAAUUGUUUACCCUGUUGUGGAUUGUAAGAUUGCCGUCACGUGUUCUCAUGUAUAUUGCUCCUGACUUCUAUGUGCCUUUUUUUUUUUUAAACAGAUCUUGUUUUAUUGAGUUGUAGACCAGUAAUAACUGACUUUUGCCCAUCCAUGCAGUCUGCCCUGUGCAGCAGUAUAUGUCCACAUAAUACACUUUAGAUAGUAUUGUCUGUGCAUGAAUAUUUAUAACAGUAUCACUAUUAUAGGUUUGUUUUAUUUAGAAAAAAUAACUGAAGAAACAAAUGUGGAUUUGUGAAAAGUGUAUAGGCUAUGUUCUGUAAAAUGUGUUAUUGCAUCAUUGUAUCAAAACAUGACAUUUGGUAACUUGACAUAUCUAUCAUGUCAUGAGAAGACUUGAUGUGCAAUAGUAAUGUGCACAAUGUAAUAUAACUACUGAUUCAUUGCUGUCCUACCCUGUUCAAGAUGGUGCGUAUUCUCAUGUAAACAUUGAAAAUAUGUAGUGCUUCUGUUACCUUUUGCUUUUACCAUUAAGCUUGCUGAUAUUUUGCAAGGAUUUACGCUUCUGUUUGAACUCUGACAUUCUAAUGAACUAUCAAAUAUUAUAAUGUUCACUUGUAAGAAUGAAUAACUGUGUAGUAACUAAAAAUUUGGUUCGUUAAAUCCUCUCAGAAUUCCUCAUCUCUACUUGAGUACUUGACUCACAACAGCUUCUUGCUGCAACAUGUACACUUGUUUUGUACUGAGGAUAAAGUGGCAAAAUGUAUGAGUCAUUAUACAGUGUGAUAUUUCUCAAACGUUUUUGCAGUAUAUUUAAAAAAUGGUUCGAGAUAUUCUGUUAUCUUGGUCAUGGGGACUGGCAGAGUAUAAUUGCUUCACCCUGAAUUUGUCUUAAAAACCAUAUUCAAUUUAGACUCCUGUACACAUUCAAGUAAAAUAAACCACCUUGAGGAA
Syngnathoides biaculeatus (alligator pipefish) is the source of this 6304-nucleotide messenger RNA. RefSeq names its product zinc finger protein 319-like. Gene Ontology annotation, biological process: regulation of transcription by RNA polymerase II. The record is from RefSeq and is a predicted model, not a curated record. Bases 3353 to 5113 code for a protein of 586 amino acids. Gene Ontology annotation, molecular function: RNA polymerase II cis-regulatory region sequence-specific DNA binding; DNA-binding transcription factor activity, RNA polymerase II-specific. Gene Ontology annotation, cellular component: nucleus. The transcript has 2 exons. Lineage: Eukaryota; Metazoa; Chordata; Actinopteri; Syngnathiformes; Syngnathidae.